This is a messenger RNA of Lingula anatina, 2936 nucleotides long. RefSeq names its product neuroligin-4, X-linked. The record is from RefSeq and is a predicted model, not a curated record. NCBI's taxonomy places the organism in Eukaryota, Metazoa, Brachiopoda, Lingulata, Lingulida, Lingulidae.
UCUCUUACAUGGCCCGAGGAACAGGAAUUUCAGUAAAAACAUGUAGGUGAACUACAGGUAUGUAUGUAUAUGUUUAAUCAUUAUGGCGAUUUUAAAAAAUUGUUAAAAUAUCCCCAUUUAAUGUCUUUGUCUCUGCCGCUAUACGAGUAUGUCUUGUGACUUCAUCUGCCCCAGCAUCCCAAUUUGUAUUCCAUUUGUCAUCUUAGAGCAUAUACUGACAGCUUACUUGUGUAUACAUACAGUAGGGAUCAGCAAAUGUUCAUAUCAUUGUAGAAACGUGGAUUACAGGAGACUGAUGCUUUCUGAAUGUGCUAAUGUAUAAACAGUACACAAACCACAAACUGUUGUUAGGGUCAUGUUGAAUAAUUGUCAAUAAAGGUCAAUAUAUGUACUCUGCCUGUCACACGAUCACGGUGCCAAUAUAUAGGGCGCUGGUCCUAUAUGGGAAAGCUGCGGCAUAUUUACCAUAAAAGGGAACCCAAAGAAUAUAUAACCUUUUAUAGAAGCGUUAUUUCAGCGCAAGGGAAAUGUUUCAUGACUAGACGUCUAUUUUUGCCCAGAUUUCCUACUAGUUUCUGAUUAUAAAGCAACUCGUGCCAGAGCAAGCUUACACCUGAGCGAUAGAAAGACAAGAGACUAAAGUAGGUUAUCUAGACUUACAAGGCCAAGUUGGUGUCACAACUCGUUGCCAGAAUGGGUGUCUCACUUAAGCGUUCUCUGCUGGCUUCGUGUAUUUUAGCUGUGUUUUUUAUGAUCGUAACUAGCCAUGCUGAGAUUUUGGAAACCAAGCUCGGUAAAAUUCAAGGAAAGAGAGAAACGAUGAAGGGAAAGGAGAUAGAUGUCUACCUGGGCGUACCAUAUGCAGAACCUCCCCUUGGACAUCUCCGCUUCCGAAAGCCAGUACCCAAAAAGCCAUGGACGCGUACUCUAGCUGCUACUGAGUACGGACCAUCUUGUAUGCAGAUUCUAUUUCCCGGGAUGGCAGACAUGCUACAACACACUGAUGUGUCAGAAGAUUGCCUCAGUCUUAAUGUGUACGUCCCUGUAUCAGAAAAUAAUGCCCCUAGAGCGGUGAUGGUCUGGAUACACGGAGGUGGCUACGCGAUCGGCCAGGGUAUGGCGACCCCCUGCGAAGAAUUGGCUCUGCAUGGUGAUAUUGUAUGCGUCACAAUCAACUACAGACUGACUGUUUUUGGGUUUUUAACAACGCUGGACGAAAAUGCACCAAGCAACAUUGGGCUGUGGGAUCAGCACGAGGCCUUGAAAUGGGUCAAAGAACACAUCUCAACAUUUGGUGGUGACCCAGAAAGUAUAACCAUAUUUGGUGAAUCUGCCGGGGGUUCUAGUGUACAACAUCAGGCAGUGACUAAAUAUAACAUUGGGCUGGUUAAACGUGCCAUCAGCCAGAGUCCGCCGACAUUUAGCAACGGAUUUGCGUUAGCUAGGAAUCCUCUUCUUACAACUAAGAAAAUGGCUCGCAAACUCAAUUGUAACACUUCUGAUAACGAAGAUCUCUCCGACACUCUGAAAUUGGUCAAUUGUCUCCGCCUGGUUUCCGCAGAAGAUCUGAUGAAUAAAACUAGCGAGUUAGUGCAACCAGACCUUACAAAAGAAGAUGUAGAGUUUGAAAUGGCUUUUGCUCCAACAGAAGAUGGAGACUUUGUUCCAUAUGGGAUGAAGGACUAUUUUUCGAUUUCCAAGUCCAAACCCAGUCCAGAAAUGGAUGAGGCAUUCAGUAAAAUCGAUUGGAUGGUGGGAUCUCUUGCUGACGAAGGCAACCUCAUGUUGUACUCAGCCACCAUGCUGCAACAAGCUUUCGAGUUCAACAUAACAUCCGGGAUACCAGCCGAGAUAAUUGACAAAAAUCUAGUUCUUCCGGUGCUGAAAUCAAUGUUUCCAGAUAGUAUAAAAACGGUGCAAAAGCAUAUUCAUGAAAUGUACACACACAAAACUGACCCAAUUGAAAAUACUCUCGCCAUGCGAGAUUUAUUUUCUGAUGCUAUUUUCCACCAGCAUGUUGUAGAAUCAUCCCUGGCCCACUUGAGAUCAAAAACUGACACCCAGAAAUCCGCUACCUAUGCCUACCUCGUCAGUCACGUAUUAAGUGGAAAAAACGCCGUUGACUACUUAAUAGGCUUCAGUCUCCCAUCUUGGACGAGAUGUGCGGCACACGGUGAUGAACUACCUUUACUCUUUGGAACAAAUAUCGUCAAAGAGGGUGUGGAAUUUGAGUGGUCUGAGGAGGACCAAAUUGCUGCUAAUACUGUGAUGACGUUUUGGACCAACUUUGCCAAAACAGGAAAUCCAAAUCAAGGACUUCCCCUAGAGGGCGUGGCAACAUGGGAGGAGUUCACCAAGGACAAGAAAGGCUACAUCAACAUUGGCAUACAAUCUGAGAUGGGAUACGAUUUACUACCAGAGAGGAUGAAGCUGUGGAUGUAUACGAUCCCUGAGGAAAUAGAAAGAGAACGAGCAAUUAAACAAAAGACAGAACUGUAAAUUAGAAAAUUUACGUAUAUCUUGCAGUACAAAAAGAAAAAAAAUAGUAUAUCUCAUAGUUGCGAUCAAACAUGUUCCCGCCCAACGAUAAUUCAAAAUGAUGGAAUGUGAUUUAUUUCGUACAAGAAAAUAAAACUACAUAUGUACACUUCGUAACUCAUAUAAUGAAGGAGAACAAAAUUGACAUUAACUUUUGUAUAAAGAUGAAAAAUGCUUAAUGCCCUGUAGGUUUAUCUUCAGUUUUAAAAUGAAUGUUUAUUUUGACAUAGGUAAUGAAAUAAAAAAUUCCACAUUCACUAUAGGUACAUGUGAAAAUAAUAAGUGUAUGUUAUCUCUUGCGAAAACUUCAAUGAUUAACACUCAUCAUUUUGUUUGUAAAAGACUAGCUUUGUGAAAAAAAAACUUCAUUGGGCAAUGAUAAUAUAUGUUAUAUUAAA